ACCAAGUAUUUUGAAGUUCGUGUUCUUGCGUAGUAAUUAACAUUAUCUUUGGGUUUCGAAAUAAGUGACAAAGUCAAGAUUGUCUUCUAGUAUAAGCUUUUCUUUGCUCUCACAAUAUGCUACAUCAAACAAAGAUUUUCUCAAACCUGUGUGGAGAAGCAAGUGGAGAAGCGCAAAUGGAGAAGCCAAAGUUCAAAACUGUCCAAGAAGUGGUGUCAGCCGGUGAAGGACUACCGGAAAGAUAUCUCCACACACCCACCGGCGACAUCGAAAGUCAACCUCUUGACUCUCCCGUGCCGGAGAUGGAUAUUCCUGCCAUCGAUCUCGGUCAUCUCCUGUCUCCUUCUGAAUACGGUCGACAAGAGUUGAGAAAGCUUCACUUAUCGCUCUCUACAUGGGGCGUUGUUCAGGUGAUGAAUCAUGGAAUGACACAAGAGUUUCUUGACAAGAUUUACGAGCUAACCAAGCAGUUCUUUGCGCUUCCGACAGAAGAGAAACAAAAGUAUGCAAGAGAGAUUGGUAGUAUCCAAGGAUAUGGUAACGACAUGAUUCUCUCUGAUGAUCAAGUUCUUGAUUGGAUUGACCGUUUGUAUCUCUCUACUUAUCCUGAAGAUCAACGGAAACUUCAGCUCUGGCCUGAGCUCCCAGCUGGUUUCAGGGAAACAUUACAUGAAUAUACAAUGAAGCAACAAGUGGUGAUUGAGCAGUUUUUUAAGGCCAUGGCUAGAUCGUUGGAACUAGAUGAGAACUGCUUUCUAGACAUGUAUGGAGAAAAUGCUAUGAUGGAUACAAGAUUUAAUUUGUAUCCUCCAUGUCCAAGGCCAGACAAGGUUAUCGGUGUCAAACCACAUGCUGAUGGCUCUGCUUUCACUCUUCUCUUACCUGACAAGGAUGUCGAAGGGCUUCAGUUCCUCAAAGACGGCAAGUGGUAUAAACCUCCAAUUGUCCCUGAUACAAUUCUGAUAAAUGUUGGAGAUCAGAUUGAGAUUAUGAGCAAUGGGAUAUACAAGAGUCCAGUUCAUAGAGUGGUGACUAACAGAAAAAAAGAAAGGAUAUCUGUGGCAACGUUUUGUAUUCCGGGUGCAGACCAAGGGAUUCAACCUGUAGAGGCGCUUGUGACUGAGACAAGACCAAGAUUAUAUAAGACAGUUAAGAAGUAUGUUGAUCUCUACUUUGAAUACUAUCAACAGGGUCGAAGACCGAUAGAAUCUGCUUUGAUCUGAUGAUACUUUUGCAAGUCGUCUUCUUGUUUUCACAAAUGAAUAAGUUUUUUUCCAUUACCUGAUCGUUGAAGAGAAAUAAUACCGUUGCUUUUUUUUGAACUGCGAGGCUGCAUUGUGUUGUGUUGCUUCUCUUGAUAAUAUCAUGAGGUUUGAAGUUCAUCUACACAAAACACAUCAAGGUUUUGAAUGAGAGUCGAGAAUUUAUGUGUGAUUGUAUUCUUGAGUCAAUUUUACAAAAUAUUUUUACUUGACUAA
Molecule: messenger RNA, 1478 nt
Organism: Raphanus sativus (radish)
Lineage: Eukaryota; Viridiplantae; Streptophyta; Magnoliopsida; Brassicales; Brassicaceae
Product: protein SRG1
Exons: 4
Coding region: 117-1223 (368 amino acids)
Source: RefSeq, a predicted model, not a curated record